Messenger RNA from Liolophura sinensis, 1041 nucleotides. Its product is annotated as clumping factor A-like. The transcript has a single exon. NCBI's taxonomy places the organism in Eukaryota, Metazoa, Mollusca, Polyplacophora, Chitonida, Chitonidae. Bases 1 to 1041 code for a protein of 346 amino acids. The record is from RefSeq and is a predicted model, not a curated record.
AUGUGCAGUGGGAGUAACCUAGACACUGACAGUCAUCUGAACCCUUACAGUCAUCUGGACACCGACAGUCAUCUGAACACAAAAACUCAUCUGGACGCUGAUAGUAAUGCAGACAGUGACAGUCAUCUGGACAGUGACAGUCAUCUGGACACUGACAGUCAUCUGGGCACUGACAGUCAUUUAGACAUUAACAUUCAUCUGGACACUGACACUCAUGUGGACACUGACAGUCAUCUGGACAAUGAGAGUAACCUGGAAACUGACAUUCAUCUGGCCACUGAUAGUCAUGUGGACACUAAGAGUCAUCUGGACAAUGACAGUCAUGUGUACACUGACAGUCACCUGGAUAACGGUAAUAACCUGAAAAAUGAAAGCAAUAUGAGCAUUGACAGUCAUCUGGACACUGACAGUAGCCUGAAGAGUAACAGUCAUCUGGACAUUGACAGUCAUCUGGACAUUGGCAGUCAUCUCGGCACUGACGGUAACCUGAACAAUGACAACAAUCUGGACAGUCGUCUGGACAGUGAGAGUAACCUGGACACUGACAGUAAUCUGGACAAUGACAAUAAUCUGGACACCGACAGUUAUCUGGACAAUGACAGUCAUCUCCACAGUGACAGUAAUUUAAACACUGGCAGUAAACUGGACAGUGGCAGUAAUCGGGACUGUGGCAUUUAUAUACACAGCCACAGUAUUUUGGACAAUGACAGUAAUCUGGAAACUGAAACUAUGGAAAAUGACAAUAAUCUGGACACCGACAGUCAUCUGGACAAUGACAGCAAUCGGGACAUUAACAAUAAUCUGGACACCGACAGUCAUCUGGACAAUGACAGCAAUCGGGACAUUAACAAUAAUCUGGACACCGACAGUCAUCUGGACAAUGACAGCAAUCGGGACAUUAACAAUAAUCUGGACGCUGACAGUAAUCUGGACAAUGACAGUAAUCUGGACUGUGGCAUUUAUAUACACAGCCACAGUAUUUUAGACAAUGACAGUAAUCUGGAAACUGAAACAGUAAUCUCGUCAUUUAAAGUGACCUGA